Messenger RNA from Trichoderma virens Gv29-8, 1245 nucleotides. RefSeq lists its product as uncharacterized. NCBI's taxonomy places the organism in Eukaryota, Fungi, Ascomycota, Sordariomycetes, Hypocreales, Hypocreaceae. The record is from RefSeq and is a predicted model, not a curated record. Bases 1 to 1245 code for a protein of 414 amino acids. The transcript has a single exon. Gene Ontology annotation, molecular function: NADH dehydrogenase activity.
AUGGCAAAGAAAAUCGUCAUCAUUGGGAGCGGCUUCGCUGGCUUAUGGACAGCUAUUGGUGCAAAGAGGGUUAUCGACCUGAAUAGGAACUUAUUAAGCGACCAAGACAUUGAGGUCUUGGUGAUUGCGCCAGAGCCUAAACUUGUGAUUCGCCCUCGUCUUUAUGAAUCAAACGCAGCAAAUAUGAGUGCUCCGCUUGGGGAGCUGUUUGCAGCAACCGGCGUCCGUUUCACUCAAGGAAUUGUUCAUGCCAUCCAAACUGAAAAGAAAAAGAUCGAAAUGAUCAACAUGGCUGGAGUUUCAUCAAUAUUAUCUUACGAUAAACUUGUCCUAGCUGCUGGAAGUCGUCUGGUUCGCCCUGAGGUCCCUGGACUCCGAGAUCACGCUUUCAGCAUUGAUACUAUCCAGGAGGCAUCAACUCUUGAAGCUCACUUGCGCCAUCUUGCUGCUCUGCCACCUACCCAAGCUCGAAAUACUGUAGUGAUUUGCGGCGGUGGCUUCACAGGUGUUGAAUUGGCCACCGAGUUGCCUCGUCGACUGCGCGCUAUUCUCGGUCUCGAUACUAAAGUCCGCGUCAUUAUUGUUGAACGGUCGGAUGUUAUUGGCCCUUCCCUAGGAGAAAAUGUCCGUCCAAUCAUUACGAAAGCUCUGGAAGAUGUCGAGGUGGAAGUCAAACUUGGGACCACGAUCAAGUCUGUGGACGCUAGAGGCAUUGUGACCACAGAGGGGGAGCGCAUCGAGACUCUCAGUGUUGUUUGGACUGCGGGGAUGGAAGCAACUCCUCUCACAAAGCAAAUACCGGGUGAAAAAGAUAGCAUGGGGCGAUUGAUCGUCGACCGCAACCUGCGAGUUCCAUCCUCUACCGACAUUUUCGCCACAGGCGAUGCAGCAUCUGCUUUGACUGACAACGAAGGCAAUUACACCAUCAUGUCAUGCCAACAUGCGAUUCCGUUGGGUCGUAUAUCCGGUUACAACGUAGCUGCAGACCUCUUGAAGUUAGAGCUGCGUCCAUAUGAACAGCCUAAUUAUGAGACUUGUCUUGAUCUUGGAGCAUGGGGCUCGGUGAUUACUUGGGGUUGGCAACGUCGGGUUAUGAAGUCAGGGGCAACAGUGAAGGAGGCUAAGGAAUUUGUCAAUCGCAUCUUGAUUUACCCCCCAACCACUGCUGCGAAAGCGUUUGCUUUUUCAGAUCCUGAUUGGGUCAGUCCGACAACCAAGACUUAUCUUGACCCUGUGCAGAAUUAG